AUGUGGCUUUCACUUACCCUGGGCCUUCUCUUCUUAUACAUCGUCGACUAUUCGCGACAGCUAUACAAGAACAUUCGGAUCGCGCAGCGCACGGAACUUCCAUACGUCGUCGCUCCCUUCUCCAUUGGGAUCAUCCAAGUCAUUCUCUUCCAGACGCGGUGGUUCCCAUAUAUAGUCGACAAUGUGCUCCCCGCGUCGCUUGGGGAUAAUCUGCGAGAUGUGCUUUCUACUUCGCGAUGGGUACUGAAGGACCGCCAGGUGAGGAAGUAUGGGAAGGUUUAUUUGGUGGUUACGCCGCGCGUGGUUCUGUGUAAUGUGUCGGAUGCAGGGGUUGUGGUGCAGGUUACGCAUGCGAGGGGUGGAUGGCCGAAGCCGAUUUGGCUGUAUCAGGGUGUUGAGCUGUAUGGGCCGAAUGUGGUCACGUCUGAGGGCCAUCAUUGGGCGCGACAUAGGCGUCGAACUGCAACGAUUUUCAACAAGAAGAAUGAUGCUUUGGUGUGGAAAGAGAGCAUUCGGUUGGUACAAGAAAUGCUUGAACAAUGGAAAACAGGAAAUGGAUCUCGGGACCUCCUGGUCCAGACGGUACGAGACGAUGUACCCAAGUUCGCCCUCAAUGUAUUCUCCGCUGCAGGGUUCGGGGUACGAAUGCCUUUCAAACCAGUAGCGGACAACUCUGCGGAGGUAAAAAACGGGCGGUAUGGGAUCUUCCAAGACACUCCGACGCCUCCUCAGGGAUUCGACUUCACGUUUCGCGGGGUAGUCCACUAUAUGUGCUCUAAUAUCAGCAUGGUCAUUCUCGCGAUUUUUAUACUGCCCAAGUGGGCGCCUCGAGUUCUCUUCCCAUUUUUGAGACGAAGCUUCUCUGCGCAUAGGGACUUGAAAAACUACCUGGAGAUGCUACUUUCCAAUGCGAAAACAGAGGAUAGCCCUACCACUUCGGAUCUGGUACAUGAGAUGAUAAGGGAUAGGUCAACCUCGACGGGGGGGAGUCUUUCUGACCAAGAAAUUAUCAGCAACGGGCACGUAUUCACUAUCGCAGGGCACGAGACUACAGCAACGACCUUGCGUUACGCUCUCCUGCUCUUGGCUCUGCACCAGGACGUACAGGAGUGGGUUUGGCAGGGGUCAGUUGAAGCAACAACAGACGAACCUGCAGAUGUCGAGGCCUGGAAUGAAGAGAGUGUCUAUCCAAAGCUGGUAACUCCGCUGUGUGUUAUGCUCGAGACAAUGCGUCUCUACCCUCCAGUUGUGACGGUUCCAAAGUGGACAGGCAAUGAGGUGAGGUCUAUCCACUAUCAAGAUAGAGAUGUCCCCCUCGGGCAGGGAAUCAAUAUAAAUCUGAACAUGAAUGGUCUCCAUUAUUCAGAAGAGUAUUGGGGACCUGAUGUCCAGAUAUUCUCCCCUCAGAGAUGGGAUGCAAGAAACAAGGAAAGUUAUCUCGCGAGAAACGCGGACUUGACAGGCCUCAACAGUCCAGGAUUGGAGUAUUCGACCAUCCACAAGCCCGUCAGAGGAGCGUAUAUCCCAUUCAGUGAUGGUGUCCGUGCAUGUCUAGGGAAGAAGUUCGCUCAAGUCGAAGUCGUGAUAGCCUUGACAGUUAUUCUCCGCCAAUAUCGGAUCGAACUGGCGCAGAAAGGAGAAAAAGGCCGGAAACAGGCUGAAAGGGCGCUUGAAGAUAGCGCUUCGAUGAUUGCACUGGCUAUGAACCAGGACGUGCCUCUAGUCUUUCGAGAACGGGGUGAGAGUCAGUAA
This is a messenger RNA of Aspergillus calidoustus, 1752 nucleotides long. Lineage: Eukaryota; Fungi; Ascomycota; Eurotiomycetes; Eurotiales; Aspergillaceae. The record is from the annotation of a GenBank genome assembly.